Messenger RNA from Trametes versicolor FP-101664 SS1, 1291 nucleotides. RefSeq lists its product as uncharacterized. The record is from RefSeq and is a predicted model, not a curated record. Bases 1 to 1122 code for a protein of 373 amino acids. NCBI's taxonomy places the organism in Eukaryota, Fungi, Basidiomycota, Agaricomycetes, Polyporales, Polyporaceae. The transcript has 13 exons.
AUGGGAAAGGAAGACGAUAUUAUUGCUGAGGGUUACCAGUACCAAUGGUCCCCAAAAUCGGACUUGUCACUCACGGAAUUUCUGACGAAGUAUAAAUCCUCUAUGGUCCAGAACGACGGAACGAAACCGUGGCUUUGGGUUCACAAGUCCGACACCGCAUCGGAGGUCAAGGGUGUCGAAGAGGCCGUGAAGGAAGCUUCGGCGUUGCUAUCUCAGAUCACGGAGCGGGUCCAAGAGAUUCAGGACGAUGCUUCCAUCCCUAUACGCUCCAACAAGAAGAAGGGGCUCAAGAGCAAGAAGGAACUGCGCGAGGAAGUCCAACAAGGGGCAUCCGAGAAACUCAAAGACAUCGCCACGAAGCACGGCUACGUGGUCGGGAAGUGGCUCAUAUUUGCCCAGCCAGACAGAGUCGAUGCUCUCUGGAACUCUGUAGCCACUUCUCUUGUAUCAGGGCCCCUCUCGUCCACGAGCGCGUAUCGCGCGAAGGUCGCUACCAGCCCGCAAAACGACACGCCCAACUAUUCCCACCUCGUAUGCGUCUACGUACCAGAUGUGUACGAUCAGCCGAGCGUCACGGAGGUGAUGAAGGUCCUGCUGCGCAAUCAUGGUCUGAACCUCAUGGGCGUCAAGUCCGAUCUGUACACCUCCAUAGGUAUCGACAGCAAGCAUCCGAGCGGAAUCCCGUCGACGGUCUGGAAGAAUACGGCGCUCAUGAAGGAUACGGAGAUUAAGGCACUCAAAGAGGAAUACUUUGCGGAAUUGAAUGCCGCCAAGACUACGGCUGCGGAGGAGACGGCCGCGAAGAAGGCCGCUGCCGGUGAAGCGAAGAAGCCCAAACCCAAGCUCAAGAAGAAGGGAGGCGACGACCCCUUUGCAUCCGACGACGAGGAUGGCGAGGAGAAGGCGGAGCCCGAGGUGUCCGCUCCUGCCGCCGUGAAGGGCAAGAAGCCGGCGCCAAAGAAGAAGGCUGCGGCCGAUGCUUUCGCAUCCGACGAGGAUACGGCGGACCCGUCGCCUAAAGGGAAGGCACCACCCAAAAAGCGGGGCGCGAAGAGAUCGAAGGACGCUGACGAGGACGGAUCCGAGGAUGAGGCCCCGAAGAAGAAGAGGGGCAGGGCGUAGUUCCACCCGCUGCCACACCCCGUGGCAAAGACGACCCGCGUGGGUCUCUGGUAAAUUCCGUUAUAUUCCUAGUACCGCAUGCUCCGUGUUCUUGUUCUCAUGCUCUCGCUGAUGCUUUGUCUACCCCGUUCGGAUAGUUCAUUUCCUCCUUAAUACACACUCUAACGCC